CUCACCGCCGCCUGGCGCCACAACCAAAUUGUUCGCUCGCCCGUACUCAUUCGUCGUUCUCGUUCUCCUCCUGUAAAUCUGUAAUCUACCAUUUCACCUUUUGAUCGCCGAACAAGUCACUAGUGCGGGAAUCAUUGCGUAGUUUGCUAAUAUUGGUGGUUUAUGGUAGGACCUAAAUUGUAUCAGGCAACCAAGCUCGCUUCGAGGACUGUGGUCUUGCCCAGACGCUAAUGCCGUGAAGGAGUUGUGAUUUGUGAGAGCCACACUCUUAUCCUCGCUGCUUCCUCCUUUUCACCCGCAACCGCAGAAAUUUUUAGGUUGGGUCUGAUUUGCUGCUGUUGUUGUCGAUGGGAUAAAAUCAGGCUGAUGAGUCGUAUAGUUCGACAGUAUACAGUUGCAGUUGUGAUAUCGCAGUUAAGAUGUCCCUUUUUAGUCGAUUCUUUUAUCGAAGGCCCCCUGAUGGUUUGCUGGAAGUUGUUGAGAGAGUAUAUGUUUUUGAUUCAUGCUUUUCGACCGAAGUUUUACGAGAGGGAAUGUACCAUAUCUACUUGCAUGAAAUUAUUACUGAGCUUCAUGAAGAAUAUUCGGACUCUUCGUUUCUUGCCUUCAACUUCCGAGAAGGAGAAAAGAGGAGCCAGUUUGCCGAAAUUCUGUGUGAAUAUGAUGUCACUGUCCUGGAUUAUCCACGGCAGUAUGAAGGUUGUCCCCUUCUUCCAUUGUCUUUAAUUCAGCAUUUCUUGCGUGUCUGUGAGAAUUGGCUCUCAAUUGGUAAUCAUCAAAAUAUUAUCUUGCUUCACUGUGAGAGGGGGGGUUGGCCACUGUUGGCAUUUGUCUUAGCUAGCCUCCUGGUUUUCAAAAAGCUGCACAGUAGUGAGCAGAGGAUUCUUGAAAUGGUCCAUCGGGAGGCACCCAAGGGUUUUUUACAGCUUCUGUCCCCUCUGAACCCAUUACCAUCUCAGCUUCGUUACUUGCAUUAUGUUGUGCGGAGAAACAUCUCCCCUGAAUGGCCACCUUCAGAGCGGGCUCUUUCCUUGGAUUGUCUCAUUCUUCGAGCAAUUCCUAGCUUUGACUCCCACACUGGAUGUAGGCCAAUGAUCCGUAUUUUUGGUCGAAAUCUCCUCAGCAAGGAUGGACUUUCAACUCAUAUGCUGUUCUCCUUGCCCAAGAAGAACAAAGCCCUUCGGCAUUACCGACAGGUGGAAUGUGAUGUUAUCAAAAUUGACAUACAAUGUUUGGUUCAAGGGGAUGUUGUAUUGGAGUGCCUCCAUGUAGAUAUGGACUCGGAAAGGGAAAUCAUGAUGUUCCGUAUAAUGUUCAAUACUGCUUUCAUCCGUUCUAACAUUCUGAUGCUGAAUUCUGAGGACUUGGACAUUCUUUGGGAUUCAAAGGAGAGAUAUCCAAAAGGCUUUCGGGCUGAGGUUCUGUUUGGGGAGGUUGAGAGUAUAUCACCUCAUAGAGCUCCAAUUGCAACUUUAAAUGGUGAAGAGAAGGGUGGAUUACCCAUUGAAGCUUUUUCUAGGGUUCAAGAGCUCUUCAGUGGUGUCGAAUGGGUUGAAAGUGAUGGGGAUGCUGCUUUAUGGUUGCUAAAGCAAAUCUCUGCAAAUGCUUUACAAGAAAAAAUUGAAAAACUCAUUAUAGGUGAUGUGCAAGAGCUUUCAAAACUGCAGAGUAAGAUGAGUGUAGAAACAUCACCUACAGAUUCUGAGGAAGAAAAUGAUUAUUCAAAGACUGCUAGCAUGGAUCUUAUAAAAUCUGAAACCAUUCCAAAUGCAAAAUUUGUGGCCACACCAUUUAUGAAUUCCCUUAAUGAUCUUAUAGCUCAAGACAUUGAAUUAGAAGAUGUUACAAUUCCACAAGACUUUGUUUCCCAGUCUUCUGUUGUUCCAACUGAAACUUCAAUUCCAAGUCCAGGUUGUUCUAUUCUUUCACGUUCUCAAAGCUAUGGUCCCCAUGCUACAGAUUCUGCACCAUUGCAUCCACCACCACCAGCUCCGCCGCCACCACCACUGCUAUGUCGAUCAUCUCGACAUGAAACUCUGGAAAACAAUGCUCAUGAUGCAACUCCACCACUGCCAAGCCCUUCACCAUCUCUUCCUACAAAUGAGAAUGAAUUAUCCCCAUAUCCUCCAGCUCCACCACCUCCUGGUGCAGUAACUACACACCUACCUCCGCUCCCAUCCUCACCAUCGUCCCCACCUCAUCCUUUGAUGAUCACUAAUUCUGGUCAACCCAUGACGACAACUUCCCCCACUGCUUUUGGCAGAUGCCCCCCUCCACCACCACCUCCUCCCCCCCUACCAUGUGUAUCUCUUAAAGUUUCAGCUGCAUCGUAUUAUCCUUCCCCACUUAUAAGGCCCCGUCCGCCACCUCCACCGCCUCUACCGUUUCAUUCUGGGAGAGAUGCUUUGACAUUGCUUACUCCCCAACCCUCUAUUUCUGAUGUAAAUCCUUCAUUGCUUCCUCUCCCUUCUUAUCCUAUUUCUGGUGAAGAUGAUCCAUUAGGCUGUUGCGCUCCUGCUCCCCUUGUUUCUGCUGGAGAUUCUCCUGGACGACCACCACAACCACCACCCCCGCCUCCUCCUCCGCCUCCACCAUCCCUUUCUACCUCUACAAGAGGCCUUUCUCCACCUUCUGGUGAUGUCUCCAAUAGAUGCCCAUCACCUCCGCCCCCACCUCCUUCGAUAAUUUCUAGUAACAACCUGGACGAGCGGUCCCCUCCACCUCCUCCAAUUGGUUCUCAUCAAGGCCCUCCACCACCUCCACCACCUCCACCACCUCCACCACCUCCCUCUAGCUUUGGUAGUUUUAGUCCUCGACCACCACCUUGGCAUAAUUUAUCUAAUAAUGCUCCUAUGCCGCCACCGCCGCCUUCUAUGAGUUCAGGAAUUUUUGGAGCAUCUACCAAGAAUUCUAUCCUUGGGGCUCCUCCUCCUCCGCCUCCUCCGCCUCCUCCGCCUCCUUUACCUCCCUUAGCCUCUGGUGGUUUUGCUUCUCGAGUUCCACCCCCACCUCCCAUGGGACCUACUCGACAAGUUUCAAUCCCUCCACUUCCACCCAAGAAUUCUACCCUUGGGGCGCCUCCUCCUCCGCCUCUUCCACCUCCCUUAGCCUUUGGUGCUUCUACUCCUCCAGUUCCACCCCCACCCCCACCUCCCAUGGGACCUACUCGACAAGUUUCAAUCCCUCCACUUCCACACAAGAAUUCUACCCUUGGGGCUCCACCUCCUCCACCUCCCUUAGCCUCUGGUGGUUCUGCUCCUCCAGUUCCACCCCCACCUCCGAUGGGACCUACUCGACAAGUUUCAAUCCCUCCACUUCCACCACAAGCAAAUGGUCCACCCCCACCCCCACCCCCUGGGGUAAAGUGUUUUACUGCGCCACCUCCUCCACCACCAUCUAUUGGAAGGGGAAGAACCUCAUCAGCUCCAGUUUCGGUAAGCUAUGGAAGAGGUCGUGGUGCUGCUAAUGCAGCUAAGAAAGCUUCUUUAAAGCCAUUACACUGGGUAAAAGUUACUCGGGCAGUGCAAGGUAGCUUAUGGGCUGAUUCCCAGAGACAAGAAAAUGGGUCAAGGGCCCCUGAAAUAGAUAUUUCGGAACUUGAAAGUCUGUUUUCAGCUAAUACUGAUGGGAGUGGCAAGGACAGGGGUGGAAUUCGACGGGGUUCUAACAUCAACAAACCAGAGAAAGUGCAGUUGGUUGAGUUGCGCAGAGCGUAUAACUGUGAAAUAAUGCUCACAAAAAUAAAAAUGCCUCUCCCAGAUAUGAUUAAUGCAGUUUUGGCUUUGGAUAUGUCAGCUUUAGACAUUGACCAAAUUGAGAAUCUCAUCAAAUUUUGUCCCACGAAAGAAGAAAUGGAAACACUGAAGAAUUAUCCUGGCAACAAGGAAAUGCUUGGAAGAUGUGAACAGUUUUUCCUGGAGCUGAUGAAGGUCCCUCGAGUAGAAUCCAAGUUAAGGGUAUUUUCAUUCAGGAUCAACUUUUCUACUCAGGUGAAAGAGUUACGAUCUAAUCUGAUUACGAUCAACAAUGCUUCUAAAGAGGUAAGGGAAUCUAUAAAGUUGCGUCAGAUAAUGCAGACUAUUCUUACACUGGGAAAUGCCUUAAAUCAGGGAACAGCGCGAGGAUCAGCAAUAGGAUUCAAACUGGACAGUCUUCUUAAAUUGUCAGACACCCGUGCAAGAAACAAUAAGUUGACUCUAAUGCAUUAUUUAUGCAAGCUCCUUGCUGAGAAAAUGCCGGAGUUGUUGGAUUUUGAUAAGGACCUGGUUCAUUUGGAAGCAGCAUCUAAGAUCCAACUGAAGUCCUUAGCUGAAGAAAUGCAAGCAGUCAGUAAGGGUCUUGAAAAGGUUGAGCAAGAGCUCACUACCUCGGAAAAUGAUGGUGCCAUAUCUAUAGGUUUUCAGAAGGCUUUAAAGAAUUUCCUUGAUACCGCUGAAGCUGAAGUGAGGUCACUUAUAUCAUUGUAUUCUGAAGUGGGAAGAAAUGCGGAUUCUCUAUCUCAGUAUUUUGGGGAGGAUCCAGCUCGCUGUCCAUUUGAGCAAGUGACAUCAAUUUUGGUGAUCUUCACUAAGAUGUUCAAUAAGUCACGCGAGGAGAAUGGUAAACAGGCGGAUGCUGAAAGAAAGAAACUGGAAAAGGAUGCCAUGAAAGAACGAUCAAAUUCUUCAACAAAAUAAGAAGACUUAUGUUGAUGGCACAGAUGUUCCAACCAUCGGUAACACAAGCUGUGCAAGGUAGAAUGACGUGGAACGAAAAUGUGCAUGUAGAAGCAGUUGGGAGAAUAGUGAGCAGAUGACAUUCAAGUUUUGUUUGGAUGAGACAACCGUGUACAUAUAUUAUUUUGUAAUUGUAAUUGUAAUUGAUACCUGAUGAGGUUCAUCUGGAUUGUACUUUAUAGUGUUUUAACACAUUUUUUUGGCUAAAAAGACAGCGUAUAGCAAUUCCUGGGAUUGAAGCUUUAUUUGCCGUAUGAAUGCAAGUGAAUGUGAUGAAAUGCAUUUGGGUUGUUAUUUUA
This is a messenger RNA of Macadamia integrifolia, 5014 nucleotides long. RefSeq names its product formin-like protein 14. The transcript has 18 exons. Bases 420 to 4676 code for a protein of 1418 amino acids. Lineage: Eukaryota; Viridiplantae; Streptophyta; Magnoliopsida; Proteales; Proteaceae. The record is from RefSeq and is a predicted model, not a curated record.